Messenger RNA from Pocillopora damicornis (cauliflower coral), 438 nucleotides. RefSeq lists its product as uncharacterized. Gene Ontology annotation, molecular function: G protein-coupled receptor activity. Gene Ontology annotation, cellular component: plasma membrane. NCBI's taxonomy places the organism in Eukaryota, Metazoa, Cnidaria, Anthozoa, Scleractinia, Pocilloporidae. Gene Ontology annotation, biological process: cell surface receptor signaling pathway; G protein-coupled receptor signaling pathway. The record is from RefSeq and is a predicted model, not a curated record.
AUGCUGAUAUCCCUGCUGGUAAUAGUGCUGCUGAUGGUGGGUGUGAUGAAGAUGAUGGUAACGGCAAACGAUUCUGUUUCCAAACUAAAAGGAGGAGUAAUCAGUAGAAUCUUGUCCUUGAUGGAAGCUAUAGGGAUUUUUGAAGACUUCAUCACCAGUACCCAAAACCAAAAAAAACCUUUUACCAAAGAAGAAAUCGAAAUAAUAAGAAAUUCCGUCUUUAAAGUGGCAGUCGCCUUGGAGGUAUUCGCACUUGAUUAUGGCAAACACCGAAUGAUUGGAGCGAAUUCUUCAGUAGAGAUAAACAGCCAAAAACUGGUGUUGGCUAUACAAAAAACCUACCGAAAAAAUGCUAGUGACUUUUAUCUUGGAAAACAAGAACUGCAAACGAGCCUGCAGGUUUCCUAUAAAAACUUUGCCAACAACGGUUUGUAUUGA